CUCGGAAGGUGGGCAGUUGGGGAGCUUUGAUGAAGGCUGAGAAAAGCGACGGCCAUGGGAGGGGUCCGUCCUUCACGAACUCCUCGUGCUCCACGGUCAUCUCCUUUGCUCCGCUCCGCUUCUAGGGUUAGGGUUAAAGGGUUACGGUUUCGCCGGAGGGGCGGGGAGGAUGGGGAGGGACGGGGCACUGCAGUCGUGCCUGGUGGCGCUGGCGGUGGUGGUGAUCGUGGUCGGGGUCUGGACCUUCUCCUUCCAGAAGAUGAUGGCCACCUACUUCUUGGGCCUCCUGGGGAUCGCUGGGAUCCUCCUGCCCGACUGGGAGUUCUUCGAUCGGGACUUCUCGCAGUGGUUCACUCCGUUGCCGGCCCGGAGAGGGGCUGCCUCCAAUCUGGACCCGGAUGCUAUCAGAUUUAAAUUUUCUCCCCUCAGGGUUGCUGCGAUCGCUAUAAUUUAUGGCUUUGGCCUGUACAAGUGGUGGAUGUUUGUAAUCAGCUAGUUGUCUGAGCUUCUUCAUGGCGUCUCUUUCAUGCUUCUUAACACUAAAAGUUUCUCUGUUGCAACUUUCAGAAUUCUAUGGGUUGUAUCUAUUUUACACAAACUCUAUCAGAGAAACUGUAAAUCUCUGGAUCAUAUCAUGGUGAUUAUUGCCUUUUAUUCUUCUAUUUA
Molecule: messenger RNA, 666 nt
Organism: Phoenix dactylifera (date palm)
Lineage: Eukaryota; Viridiplantae; Streptophyta; Magnoliopsida; Arecales; Arecaceae
Product: signal peptidase complex-like protein DTM1
Biological process (GO): anther wall tapetum development
Cellular component (GO): signal peptidase complex; endoplasmic reticulum membrane
Source: RefSeq, a predicted model, not a curated record